This is a messenger RNA of Talpa occidentalis (Iberian mole), 3161 nucleotides long. RefSeq names its product pyridoxal phosphatase (gene PDXP). Gene Ontology annotation, molecular function: pyridoxal phosphatase activity. The coding region runs from base 1 to 891 and encodes 296 amino acids. NCBI's taxonomy places the organism in Eukaryota, Metazoa, Chordata, Mammalia, Eulipotyphla, Talpidae. The transcript has 2 exons. Gene Ontology annotation, cellular component: cytoplasm. The record is from RefSeq and is a predicted model, not a curated record.
AUGGCGCGCUGCGAGCUGCUGCGCGGCGCGGCCCUGCGCGACGUGCUGGGCCGGGCGCAGGGGGUCCUGUUCGACUGCGACGGGGUGCUGUGGAACGGCGAGCGCGCCGUGCCGGGCGCCCCCGAGCUGCUGGAGCGGCUGGCGCGGGCCGGCAAGGCGGCGCUGUUCGUGAGCAACAACAGCCGGCGCGCGCGGCCCGAGCUGGCCCUGCGCUUCGCGCGCCUCGGCUUCGGGGGGCUGCGCCCCGAGCAGCUCUUCAGCUCCGCGCUGUGCGCCGCGCGCCUGCUGCGCCAGCGGCUGCUCGGGGCGCCGGGCGCGCCGGGCUCCGUGUUCGUGCUGGGCGGCGAGGGGCUGCGCGCCGAGCUGCGCGCCGCGGGGCUGCGCCUGGCCGGGGACCCCGGCGAGGACCCGGGCGCGGCCCCGCGGGUGCGCGCCGUGCUCGUGGGCUACGACGAGCACUUCUCCUUCGCCAAGCUGAGCGAGGCGUGCGCGCACCUGCGCGACCCCGACUGCCUGCUCGUGGCCACCGACCGGGACCCCUGGCACCCGCUCAGCGACGGCAGCCGCACCCCGGGCACCGGGAGCCUGGCUGCUGCCGUGGAGACGGCCUCAGGACGCCAGGCCGUGGUGGUGGGCAAGCCCAGCCCCUACAUGUUCGAGUGCAUCACAGAGCACUUCAGCGUGGACCCUGCCCGCACACUCAUGGUGGGCGACCGCCUGGAGACCGACAUCCUUUUUGGCCACCGCUGCGGAAUGACCACCGUGCUCACGCUCACCGGCGUCUCCCGCCUGGAGGAGGCCCAGGCCUACCUGGCGACCAACCAGCAGGACCUCGUGCCCCAUUAUUACGUGGAGAGCAUCGCGGACUUGAUGGAGGGGUUGGAGGACUGAGCCCGCCUGCUCGCCCUGCAAUGGAAGCCCGCCCCUCCCCCACCCCUCUCCCAGAGAUGGAGGCCAUGGGCUGAGAGCCACAUUGAGCUCCAAUGACCCCAUUUUCUGUACCCUGGUGGGGCUGGAAUCCAGGGAAGAUUUUAGGGUCUUCCCCCAGUCAUGGCUGAGCACUCUGCUGUCCCAGAAGCUACCUCCCUCCUUUAUCAGCUGCCCCAGAUCUGACCCAGCCAGGUGCCCGUAUUUCCUGCCCUGGGACCUCCCCUCCUCAAAAUCUGGGCUCUGAUGCCCCCUGAAGAUGCCAACCAACCCUGAACACUUAUUCCCCUACCUGCCUCCCUGGGGCCUUGACAGCUCUGCCCGCCCCUGCCCUGGCCUGGGGUUUCUGUGGACCAAUCAGAGGUCUAGGAAACUAGGCAUCAUUGUCCUGAGCCCCAAGUGGACUAUCAAAAAGCUAAGUGAGAGUGACCCUCUGUUGGCCGGUCCUGAGGGGGCCAGCUGGAGCCCGGUGACAGUGUAAGGCACAUGUGGUCUCCUGCAGCCUGAGUGGACCCAUCAGAAGGCUGUGAUGAUGACUCUUUCCAGUCCCAGGGCCUGUCAGGACACAGGUAAUUACGACCUACUGGUCUCUUAGAUCCUGAAUAGAACAAUCUGGAACUCUAAGGGACAGUGGCCUUUUGACAAUCUGGGUCUGACGGAACCAGUCAAGGACCCAGAUUUCUGUCCAUAAAUAAGGGUCCAAGUCCCCAAAUGCCCCUCCUCCGCAGACUGUGAUCCAGACCCAGUGGGCUGCUGCUGUGGCUCUGGGGGCUUCUGCGAGCCCCACCUUCUCCCCCCAUGGUCCAGUGUUGGUCCAGUGUUGAUGGUGGCCAAGCUCGGGAGGGGGCUUGCUCCCUCUCUGCUGUCAGUGUUAGCCGUGCAACCUCCUCCCCGUGCCCAUCUCCAGCUAUUUAUUUAUUGUGUGCCAGUGAGAGUGGGGGUGGGACUGGGCCUGCCCCACACCUCCACCCCUGUUGUAACCAGUCCUCGUGGACUUAAUAAAGUGCGAGUGGAGUGUCUGCGGUGCCACUGUAUGUCCCAGGCAGGCCGGAGGAGCCUCGACCUUCCCCUGCGUGGGACAAGCCCUCCCAUUCCAGAGCAUUCUAUGUGCAGCACCUUCACUCUGAGCGCUUCAGGCAUCACUAAGCCCAGAGCCUUGAGUUUGUGUCAGUUCUUCAAGAACCCAGCAAGCUUGCACCCCUCUUCCUGUCCCAGUCUUGGGUUCUGAGUGUCAGAGUGUGAUGCUUACACAGGUCAGACAUCUAGAAGCACCAUCACCUGAGGCAGGAUGCAGCUUUGCUGGCUUGCUCUAGAAGGCUGCAGCCCCUCUCUAGAAAUGGGGGGCCUAGGGCAGAGCUAUUGGCCUGGCUCGGGCCACAUGCUGUCUUGGAACUCACACCCAAGGGGCUGGAACACCGCUGUUGGCCCGCCUGGGAGGCCAAGGGGCAGGGCGCGGGCCUCGCCUUCUGGACCUCACUGCCACUCCCACCUUCCUUGCUGACAGAAUCAUGAUUGUUUCAGGGAAGCACAGGUGGCUUGUAGGCAGGUAGGGAGGCAGCCCUAUCCCAGUGACUUGAUUCAAAGCCCGGGUCCCCCAUGAUGAUCUGGCUCCCCCUGCAGUGAUGGUCUAAGCACCACUCAGUGAUGCAUUGCUGGGGGAGAUCGUGGGCUGUGCCUGCCUUUUUAAAGGACACAGGAGGUGCUUGUUCUUCUGGACUUUGGGUGUGGGAGCUAUUGCAGCCAUUUUGUGAUCAUGAGGCCAGACACGGCAUAUUUCUCUACCUCAUGACUGCCUCAGGUGGCAGAGCAGAAAGAUGGGCAUUUCCUCCAGGACUCCUAAUUUAGGGAAGUUUCAAACAGACAAGAAAAGCUCAGGAAUGGCACAGUGGACACCCACAUGCCCGUCACCUUGGCCCCCAGGUGUUAAUAUUUCAGGAAGCUGACGACACCCAUUCACAAAAUGAAACAAUUGCAUGCCAAUCUCCACCCCGUGUCCUUUUCCUGGAUUUGCGCGCUCCCCCACAUUGACUGUUUCCUUAAUGGCCAGAGAUAUUUUUGUCAUCCUGUGUAAUUUUUUUGCCCAUUUGGGGGUGACUUUGAGGCAAGUGGCCUAAGAGCAGACUCACUGAAAUCUGAGCUCUGUGUAUGUAGCCUCAGAGUCCCACCCAGCACUUUCUCAUUUUAGCUUUUUUUUUAAAGAUUAUUUAUGCAUACAAGAGCUGGGGUGCAGGCCA